Molecule: messenger RNA, 1097 nt
Organism: Hibiscus syriacus
Lineage: Eukaryota; Viridiplantae; Streptophyta; Magnoliopsida; Malvales; Malvaceae
Product: serine/threonine-protein kinase Aurora-2-like
Exons: 10
Coding region: 70-954 (294 amino acids)
Biological process (GO): protein phosphorylation; mitotic spindle organization; regulation of cytokinesis
Cellular component (GO): chromosome passenger complex; spindle microtubule; spindle midzone
Molecular function (GO): protein kinase activity; ATP binding
Source: RefSeq, a predicted model, not a curated record
CUCACCGCCCUUUCCCUUUCCUUCCCUUCAAAAUUUUGUUUUGCUCUCUUUCUCUCUCUUUCUAUAGAAAUGGCGAUCGAUGAGACAAACUCUCAACAGCAAGAGAAGGUUUCUUCAGAGGCUCCCGUUGGCGAAAAGAAAAGAUGGACGCUUAGCGAUUUUGACAUUGGAAAGCCCCUUGGACGAGGAAAGUUUGGUCACGUUUAUUUAGCUAGAGAAAAGAGGAGCAAUCAUAUUGUGGCACUCAAGGUCCUAUUUAAAAGCCAACUGCAACAGUCUCAAGUUGAACAUCAGCUACGUCGCGAAGUGGAAAUACAAAGCCACUUGCGUCAUCCGAAUAUAUUGAGGCUUUAUGGUUAUUUCUAUGAUCAGAAACGGGUUUACCUGAUACUGGAGUAUGCAGCCAAGGGUGAACUUUACAAGGAACUGCAAAAAUGUAAAUACUUGAGUGAAAGACGCACGGCUACUUAUGUUGCAUCUUUAGCUCGGGCACUCAUUUAUUGUCAUGGAAAGCAUGUAAUACACCGAGACAUCAAACCUGAGAACUUGCUGAUUGGUGCAAAGGGUGAACUUAAGAUUGCUGAUUUUGGAUGGUCAGUACACACAUUUAACCGUAGGCAGACCAUGUGUGGCACGCUUGAUUAUCUCCCUCCUGAAAUGGUUGAAAGUGUAGAGCACGAUGCCAGCGUAGAUAUCUGGAGCCUUGGUGUAUUGUGCUAUGAAUUCCUUUACGGGGUUCCUCCUUUUGAGGCCAAGGAACACUCCGACACUUACCGAAGGAUUGUGCAAGUGGAUCUGAAAUUCCCUCCUAAACCAAUAGUUUCAUCUACAGCUAAGGACCUCAUUAGUCGGAUGCUUGUCAAGGAUUCUUCACAACGCCUACCACUACAUAAGCUUCUCGAGCACCCUUGGAUUGUUGAGAAUGCUGAUCCAUCCGGCAUCUAUAGAGCUUAGUGCACAUACAUUCCUCUAAAUUCUUCUAAAUAUGCUUCUGGUUUUUGCGACCAUGCAUCUGCAUCCAAGCUUUGUACGAAUAACAAUACAAUUCAUUUGUAUGCUAAAAUUACUAUGAGAUAUUCAACACCUUUUCUAUUUUC